GUGGCACCGAAUGUGAUUAAAUUGGCGUACGUAUCUAAUAUCCUGGGUAUGUAUAUUUGUUUGUGGAAAAAUAUGAUACUGCACAGCAUAAAUAAUUAGGUAUUUGUGUAAUUUGGUGGUAAAUUGUGAUAAGGAAUACUAAAACAAGAAGUAUUAAAAAUGCCCGAUGCAGGGUUUCCAAAUGCCCAUACCACUACCACAACCAUUACCUCCAAUACAAGGGUGCAAACUAAUAUACGGUAUGACCCAAAGUAUAUUAAAACUAAAGGUGGUAUUUUAAAAAUUGUCCAGAUUGUACUUAAUUUGCUUGGCUUCAUCUGUAUACAAUGCAGUGGAUUCCCAGGGAAUUCAAGGGGCUCAUUCUUUGACACUGUAUCAAUGACAGGAUUUUGGUUUACUGGCAUUCUUUUAUUGUUUUAUUUAUUCCAUGUGAUUGAGAAGCUGUACAAAAUUCCUUGGUUGAAAAUUGAAUUUUUCUACUGUUUUGUUAUGGUUUGUAUGUAUCUAAUAUGCUCCUGCUUAGCAGCAACAUUUGGAGUCGAAGGAUAUGCAGUUGCUGCUUUCUUUGGCUUUUGUGCUAUGGUGGCUUAUGGGCUUGACACUUUCCUCAAAUAUAAAGCCAUAAGAAGUGGCGAAAUCGCUCAGGGAGAGAGAGAAGUUCAAAAACAGACCACGACGGUCACCACCCCAGCUUAUUAAACACAUCAUUACCUGAUUUUGAGGAUAAUAUAUUUAAUACAGUCAUUACAUUUAGCAUUUCUCAGCAUCUUUUUAAUUUUUUGAGCAUAUUGUGUACAGGAUUUACGAUUAGACUGUUUUAUUAUCGACCAAAACUUACACAUAACAUUCUAAAAUCAAGGAAUAAAACUAUAAUAAGAUCUAAAAAAAGAUUUAAGUGGGUUUUCUGUUGAUUGUAUGAUAGUUAAUCGUCAAUUUAUAAUGUUUUUGAUGUGAAACAUCUUUUAGCGCAUCUAAAAGGGGUAAAAUCAGCUCAGGUAUGGCAAGACGGGAUGACGCACUUGCGCAGAACUUUCUAGUUGGCUAGCCUUGUGGCUCGUCAAUUGAAAAAGGCGUUAUUCGGCCAGUUUCGUAAGUCGUCGAUAGAACGACGCUUCAUUCGGUCAGUCUCGUGACUAGUCAGCACUCAGUCCCGCCGCGGCGUUAUGAAUUUAAAAACAAGAACGUCUUGUUAAAGACUUGUUUAUUUCAUUUUCACAUUCUUCAAUAAAAAUGAUUUGUCAAUUUCGAUGUUUCACAUCUGCUAGUUGUCCUUUGACGACUAUUUUUUUUUUAAUUGAUAUAUCAUAUAAGUGUUAUCACAAUUGUUGCACGGAAAGUUUUGUUGUCGUUUUUAACUGUUAACGCAUACAGUUGGAGGUAACCUACCUCAUUAAUUAAAUAUCUAAGUCAUCUUUUUAAGGCUGGUACAAGAAUAUGUAAAAAUCUUAUUAAUUAGGUAUUUCAUUUUAAAAUGAUAACGAUAACUUAUAAUAUUCUAUUCUAUUAAAUUUAAUCCGAGGAAACUUUCAUCAAGACAUACGCAAAAGUAUUUUUGUUAUCACAAAUAAUAAUAUAUCUAUUUACACAUACCACAUCUACGGCAUAUUUUUUUAUAUCAAGGUAUCCUUAUCUUGCUAUUUAUAAAACAGGAAACUAUUUUUGAUAUUUUGUUUGUUUAGGUUUUGUAUUUAGUAUAUAGGCUUGUUAUUAAAGGUAAUUAUAUUAAUUAAUUAUAUAAUUAAUGUUAAGAUGCAAUUAAGUCCAGCAAAGUGUCUUAAAAAUAAUAUCGAGUAUUUUAAGCCAGUAUUUUUUGGAAUGAUUUAUAUUUUGUAUUCACGUUCAUCGCAAUUAACAACUUUAUAUUGUUCAAAUUAAAUAUCGUUUUGAUAAAAAUGGGAACAAACUAAACACUCAAUAAUUUAAUUAUUUUUAUACUCGUACAAUCCUUCACCGAAUGUUUUCCUAUCACAGUUAUGUACAAUAAGUGUGCUUCAUUAUGCAAAAAUAAAUGAGAAAAC
Messenger RNA from Agrilus planipennis (emerald ash borer), 2018 nucleotides. Its product is annotated as CKLF-like MARVEL transmembrane domain-containing protein 4. Bases 160 to 699 code for a protein of 179 amino acids. The transcript is spliced from 4 exons. The record is from RefSeq and is a predicted model, not a curated record. NCBI's taxonomy places the organism in Eukaryota, Metazoa, Arthropoda, Insecta, Coleoptera, Buprestidae. Gene Ontology annotation, cellular component: membrane.